This is a messenger RNA of Didymodactylos carnosus, 288 nucleotides long. Lineage: Eukaryota; Metazoa; Rotifera; Eurotatoria; Philodinida; Philodinidae. The record is from the annotation of a GenBank genome assembly.
AUGAAAGCGGACCGAAAUACACUGAUUACGCGACUAGAUGCUCAACAUUUUACAAAAGACGAACAAGAGCGAAUCAAUUUGUAUAUCAACUUGCAUAUAAAAAUGCAAGAAGUGAUAACAGAAGUUGAAAAGCUCGAAGCACGAACAAGAAUGAAAGCACCACCAUUGUUAAAACGUCUCGAUAUAUCAAUGAAAACAAGUCUACCACUAGACACUGCCGAGUUGACAACCAUACAAACCGAAUGUGAUACAGCGAUUCUGAGUGCUAAAACAACAUUACAAAAAUAG